Messenger RNA from Phalacrocorax carbo (great cormorant), 4285 nucleotides. NCBI's taxonomy places the organism in Eukaryota, Metazoa, Chordata, Aves, Suliformes, Phalacrocoracidae. The record is from RefSeq and is a predicted model, not a curated record.
CCUGCGCCGGGCCGCGGCGCGGAGGCCCCGGGCCGCCCGGCUCGGCGGGGCCGCCGCGGCCUGCUCCGGCCCCGGUCCCUGUCCCGGCUGCUCCCGUCCCGUCCCGUCCCGUCCCCUCCCCAGCCCCGCGGCGGGCCGGGCCCGAGGCGCCCCGGGCCCGUACCGCCCGCCGGCGCCGCUCCAGCCCGGGCUAUAAAUACCCGGCGCCGGAUUAAGCGAAGUAGGACGCGGGGAGGCCGAGGAGGAGGGGGUGGCGGCGGCGGGCAGGUCUGUCCCUGCGGCCCUCCGGGAUGAAGCUGAAGAAGCAGGUGACAGUGUGUGGAGCUGCCAUCUUCUGCGUGGCUGUCUUCUCCCUCUACUUGAUGCUGGACCGGGUGCAGCACGACCCCACGCGCCACCAGAGCGGGGGCAACUUCCCCAGGAGUCAGAUCUCGGUGCUGCAGAACCGCAUUGAGCAGCUGGAGCAGCUGCUGGAGGAGAACCACGAGAUCAUCAGCCACAUCAAGGACUCGGUGCUGGAGCUGACGGCCCAUGCGGAGGGGCAGCCGGCGCUGCCCCACCACACGCCCAAUGGCUCCUGGGUGCUGCCCCCUGAGAGUCGCCCGAGCUUCCUCUCUGUCUCCCCCCAGGACUGCCAGUACGCCCUGGGGGGCAAGGGCCAGAGCCCAGACCUGCAGAUGCUGGCCGUGUAUUCCCUGCUGCCCUUUGACAACCAGGAUGGUGGCGUGUGGAAGCAGGGCUUUGAUAUCACCUAUGAGCCCAAUGAGUGGGAUGCUGAGCCCCUACAGGUCUUUGUGGUGCCUCAUUCCCACAACGACCCAGGCUGGAUCAAGACCUUUGACAAGUACUACUAUGACCAGACGCAGCACAUCCUCAACAGCAUGGUGCUGAAGAUGCAGGAGGACCCACGCCGGCGCUUCAUCUGGUCUGAGAUCUCCUUCUUUUCCAAGUGGUGGGACAACAUCAGUGCCCAGAAGCGGGCUGCGGUGCGGAGGCUGGUUGGCAAUGGGCAGCUGGAGAUGGUGACGGGUGGCUGGGUGAUGCCUGACGAGGCCAAUUCCCACUACUUCGCCAUGAUCGACCAGCUGAUUGAGGGGCACCAGUGGCUGGAGAAGAACAUCGGUGUGACGCCCCGGUCGGGCUGGGCCGUCGACCCCUUUGGGCACAGCUCCACCAUGCCCUACCUGCUGAAGCGCUCCAACCUGACAGGCAUGCUCAUCCAGCGCGUGCACUAUGCCAUCAAGAAGCACUUUGCUGCCACCCAGAACCUGGAGUUCAUGUGGAGACAGACAUGGGACCCAGAUGCCAGCACCGACAUCUUCUGCCACAUGAUGCCCUUCUACAGCUACGAUGUGCCCCACACCUGUGGGCCAGACCCCAAGAUCUGUUGCCAGUUCGACUUCAAGCGCCUGCCGGGUGGCCGGAUCAACUGCCCGUGGAAGGUGCCUCCCCGAGCCAUCACCGAUGCCAAUGUGGCGGAGCGAGCCCAGCUGCUGCUGGACCAGUACCGCAAGAAGUCCAAGCUGUACCGCAGCAAGGUGCUGCUGGUGCCGCUGGGAGAUGACUUCCGCUAUGACAAGCCACAGGAGUGGGAUGCCCAGUUCCUCAACUACCAGCGCAUCUUUGACUUCCUCAACUCGCAGCCCAACCUCCAUGUCCAGGCACAGUUUGGGACACUCUCCGACUACUUUGAUGCUCUGUACAAGAAGGUGGGCAUCGUGCCAGGGAUGAAGCCGCCUGGGUUCCCGGUGCUGAGUGGGGAUUUCUUCUCCUACGCGGACCGGGAGGAUCACUACUGGACAGGCUACUACACCUCCCGGCCUUUCUACAAGAGUCUGGACCGGGUGCUGGAGGCCCACCUCCGGGGGGCAGAGAUCCUGUACAGCCUGGCGCUUGCCCACGCCCGCCACGCUGGCGCCGACGGCAGGUACCCGCUCUCCGACUACGCCCUGCUGAGCAGCGCCCGCCGCAACCUGGGCCUCUUCCAGCACCACGACGCCAUCACUGGCACCUCCAAGGAGGCUGUGGCAGUUGACUAUGGAGUCCGGCUGCUCCACUCUCUCACGAACCUCAAGCGUGUCAUCAUCAAUGCUGCACAUUACCUCGUGCUGGGGGACAAGGACGCCUACCGCCACGACCCUGCUGCACCCUUCCUUGGCAUGGAUGACAUGCGCCCCAACCAGGACUCCCUCCCAGAGAGAACAGUUGUCAGACUGGAUGCCUCACCCCGGUUUCUGGUGGUGUUCAACCCGCUGGAGCAGGAGCGCCUGAGCAUCUUGCCAGUGCUGGUGGACUCCCCGCACGUGCGUGUGCUUUCCGAGGAGGGUCAGCCCCUGCCUUCCCAGCUCAGCGCACACUGGGAGUCUGCUACCAACACGGUGCCUGAUGUCUACCAGGUGUCUGUCCUGGCCCGCUUGCCUGCGCUGGGGCUGCGUGUGUUGCAGCUGCACAAGUCCUUUGACAGCCAUGCUGCACUGAAGUCCUCCGUGCGCCUGUACCUUCACGGCCGGGACUUGCCUGUGCGCAAACAGGAGGCCAUCCCUGUGCACAUCUUCCCAGCCACCACCGAUGACUUCUGCCUGGAGAACCAGCACCUGCAGGCCUGCUUCUCGGGACGCUCAGGCCUGCUGCAGAGCAUCCGCCGAGCUGGGGAGGAGCGGGAGCAGAGGGUGAGCAUUGAGUUCCUCAUCUACGGCACGAGGACUUCCAAGGACAAAAGUGGAGCCUAUCUCUUUCUGCCUGAUGGCGAGGCCAAGCCCUACACCCCCAAGGACCCCCCAGUAGUACGGGUGACGGAGGGACCCCUCUUCUCAGAGGUCGCCAGCUACUACCAGCAUGUCCAGACUGUGGUGCGGCUUUACAACGUGCCAGGGGUGGAGGGCCUCUCCCUGGAUGUGUCUUGCCUGGUGGACAUCCGUGACCACAUCAACAAGGAGCUGGCCCUUCGCUUCAGCACUGACAUCGAGAGUGAUGAUGCUUUCUUCACAGACCUCAAUGGUUUCCAGAUCCAGCCCCGCAGGUACCAGCGGAAGCUGCCGCUGCAGGCAAACUUCUACCCCAUGCCCGCCAUGGCCUACAUCCAGGACACGCAGAGCCGCCUGACGCUGCACACAGCCCAGGCCUUGGGGGUCUCCAGCCUUGGCAGUGGCCAGCUGGAGGUGAUCCUGGACCGGCGCCUCAUGCAGGAUGACAACCGGGGCCUGGGCCAAGGGCUGAAGGACAACAAACGGACCUGCAACCGGUUCCGCCUCCUCCUGGAGCGCCGCGCCACUGCCAACAAGGACGGCCGCCCAGUCAGCUUCCCCUCCCUGCUGAGCCACAUCACCUCCAUGCACUUGAACGCCGAGGCCCUGGUCAUGCCCGUGGCCCAGGAGAAGGUGGCCCCACCAGCCCUGCGCUCAUUCAUGCCCCUUUCCACCACCCUCCCCUGCGACUUUCACAUCCUUAACCUGCGGAUGCUGCAGGCAGAGGAUGACUCGCUACCCUCGUCCGAGGCAGCCCUGAUUCUGCACCGCAAAGGCUUUGACUGCAGCCUGGAGGCAAAGAACCUGGGGUUUAACUGCACCACCAGCCGGGGCAAGCUGGCCCUGGGGGGCCUGUUCCAGGGGCUGGAGCUGGGCUCCCUGCAGGCCACCUCACUGACCUUGAUGUACCCGCUGGGCACGGCCUCCAACAGCACCAACAUCCACCUGGACCCCAUGGAAAUUGCCACUUUCCGCAUCCGCUUGGGGUAGUGUCUCCCAGAGCAGGAGAGGAGCAGACUGGCUGGGCAGCGUGGGAGCAGCCACUGCGCCCAGCAGCACCAGCAUGGCCUGGGAGAGUCUGGGCCAGCAGGCCUGCGGCAGGCAGACGGGCGCUGGGCAGGAGGUGCCGGACUUCAAAGGCUGCUGCCUUCUAAUUUAUUAGUCCUGUGUUCUCAGAUAGAUUUCAGAAGUGAACUGCUGUGGCAGGGCUGUGCAGAGGCUGCCGGAUGCUGCCUGGGCAUAGAGGCUACGGGCUGGGUACUGCUCUGAGCAGAGCAUGGCUGGCAGGGGCAGCGGGCCGGGCUCUGCCGCUGCCAGCAGCAGGGCAGCUGUGCCCAUCCUGCAUUUGCAUGGCUACCCGGGAGGGUGCCCACCCCAGCAUCUUGGGCCAGGGGCCCGUGCUGGGCUCCCCCGACCUGUGGGGCAGCAUGGGGGCUGCCAGGAACCUGGUGGGGUUGGGGCAGCUGGCUGGGGAGGUGCUGCGGACUGGAGACUGAGCUCACCUGGAGCUUGUAGGAAACAUGAGGUUGUUUCAAAGGGCC